Carassius carassius (crucian carp) is the source of this 2401-nucleotide messenger RNA. Its product is annotated as BTB/POZ domain-containing protein KCTD16-like. The transcript is spliced from 2 exons. The coding region runs from base 497 to 1873 and encodes 458 amino acids. Gene Ontology annotation, molecular function: protein binding. Lineage: Eukaryota; Metazoa; Chordata; Actinopteri; Cypriniformes; Cyprinidae. Gene Ontology annotation, cellular component: presynaptic membrane; postsynaptic membrane. Gene Ontology annotation, biological process: protein homooligomerization; regulation of G protein-coupled receptor signaling pathway. The record is from RefSeq and is a predicted model, not a curated record.
UUCUUCUGGGUAACAACUGGGAUUAUUGAUCAACACCACAGCCGUUUGGCUAUAAAAUGUGCUUUGCACAGUUUUCAGUUAUUUUCUUUUGAAACUAUCCAGUCUGUUUCUACUUGAUCUUCAAAAGUUGGAUUCGAACCGUUGCGGGACUUGUAAGGAACUUUGGACCUGCCUUACAGGGAUAAAAAAGGUUUUAUUCUAUAAUGUGUUUUGCAGAAAUUAAACAACGUCUGCCGUUUGCGCUCAAAUGCACUAGCUUUUUCAGGCGCGUGAAUAAGCAGCCGUGUUCAUCCGCUCCUAAACAACCCAGACUCGUUCACGCGGUGCGACUCUCUGGUGCGGGCGCGUAGUUCCUCCUCGGAUUCAUCGUCGUUCAUUUUCCCUCUUUUUCGAUUUGUUUCAUCUGCGGAGAAGAUGCAUUUUCUUUUUUAAAUAAAGUAACUGCAAGGUACCUGCUCCAAUUAGUUGCUUGAAAUGCUAUUUUUAUUGCCAUUUAAUGUGCAUGGUCCAUCGUCGGUAUCUUCUAAAUCAUUCCCGAAGCUGUAGAGCGAACUUUUCGAAUACGGAUAUUUUUAUUUAUUUAUUUUUGGCACCCAUGACCGAAACAAUGGCGUUAAGUGGAAACUCUAGAGCUAAAGACAGCAGUUUUCCAGACGUUAUUGAACUAAACGUCGGGGGGCAAGUGUAUUAUACCCGUCACGCCACGUUAAUCAGCAACCCCGGCUCCCUUUUGGGGAAGAUAUUCUCUCCUAAAAAUAACGCAUCGAAUGAUCUGGCCAGGGACCCCAAAGGUCGUUACUUCAUCGACCGGGAUGGGUUUUUGUUCAGAUAUGUGUUAGACUACCUCAGAGACAAGCAAGUUGUCCUCCCUGACCACUUCCCUGAGAAGGGACGGCUGAGGAAAGAAGCGGAGUACUUUCAAUUGCCAGACUUGGUUAAACUCUUAACCCCGGACGACUUGAAGCCCAGUCCCGAUGAAUACAUCCACAGCGAUUACGAGGACGGCUCUCAAGGAAGCGAUCAGCGGAUGUGCCCUCCACCGUCGCUCGUUCCCGCCGACAGAAAAAGCGGGUUCAUCACAGUCGGAUAUCGCGGGUCUUGUACGAUGGGCAGGGAGAGUCAAAGCGACGCCAAAUUCCGGAGGGUGCCGCGGAUUAUGAUUUGUGGGAGGAUUGCGCUGGCCAAAGAAGUUUUUGGCGAGACCUUGAACGAGAGCAGGGACCCAGACAGGACCCCUGACAGAUACACAUCCCGCUUUUACCUCAAGUUCAAGCACCUGGAGCGCUCUUUCGACAUGCUCUCGGAGUGCGGCUUCCAGAUGGUCGCCUGUAACUCGUCAGUGACGGCCUCGUUCGUCAGCCAGCAUACUGACGACAAGAUAUGGUCAAGUUACACUGAGUACGUCUUUUACCGUGGCCCAUCUCAAUGGUCAUCUCCACCUUGCGACUGCUGCUGCAAAAGUCACAAAGGUGAAGGUGAAGGUGAGAGUGGAACCUCUUUCAACGAACUCUCCACCUCCAGCUCAGAGAGCCAUUCCGAGGCCAGCUCCCCGCAAGGUACUGUCAUCCGUGGCCCAGUCAGUCGACAGACACACGUGCAAACAUUGGACAGGCCUCCCAAGAAGGGCCCCGUUCAGCAUCUCCUGCAGCAACAGCAGUCCGAGCAGCGUCGUAAGAGCGACCUUCUCCGGAGUCUCACCGCAAGUUCCCGGGACACCAGCACCUGCAAGAAGCGGCCAGUGAAAGAAAAGUUGACUGUGGAAGAGGAGCUGGAGAAGUGCAUCAAGGACUUCCGCAAGAUCAAGAUUCCCGAGCAGUUUCCCGAGCGCAAGUACAUGUGGCAAGCCGACCUCCUGCGCAAAUACCGUCUUUGAGGGCCACGGUGGCCUUCAAAACUAACAGUGCAAGCUUCAAUAACAUAUGUGUCCACUACUACAACUAAUAUUGCUAGUACACACCACACUACUACUGCCUCUGACUUUGUUGUCAAUGUCAGUCAAUAACCCGAGUGACCACUUCAUCUGCUCAGAUGCUAAUUGUUUACUUGUAAACACAUUUUUGUAGAGUUCCAGAGAGACGCAAGUGUUUUCGAAAGAUGCACAACUACUUGUCUCUUUGGCUUCGGCCUCCCUGGCUGAGCUAUACUUUGUGUGUAAUUGUGUAUUUGUUACAACUGAAUUUCUGACCUCGGUAUGUUAGUGCAACAGCGACUGAGUUGAGGUGACCCAGAGGUUGAAAGAUGAAUGUGUAUCCACCUCAUCAAUAAUGCAUGUGGUCCCAACUGUGCCCUUUCUUAAAGUAGCCACUGCCUUGGCGGAUGUGAGAGUGGGUUUCCAUUUCAACACUCAAGCACAGAAGAACACAGAGCCAAACGUGUUUUCCAUUUUUUGGAUUCUCCAUGU